AUGAACCCCCUCGCUCCUCUCAAGCGCGCACUUCUCCCAUCUCGUCUUUCGGUUGUGGCCACAGACAACGCCUCCCGCACGCUUGCAACGGCAUCCGCCCUCCCCUCCAUCCGUGAGCGCGUCGCCGCGGCCGUGACGCCCGAGCUAGUCGAGACGUUCCAGCGUGACGGGGCGGUCUGCAUCCGCGGCCUCUUCACUCCUGCUGAACUCGAGGCUCUUAAGGUCGGCAUUGACACAAACGUCUCUGCGCCCAGUGACCGGGCCAAGGUCGCGUCGCGUCCGGAGGACCCAGGAUGGUUCUUCGAGGACUUCUGCAACUGGCAGACGAACCCCGCGUACAAGAGCUUCAUAGCCGGUUCAGCAGCUCCCACGGCAGCGGCAGCUCUAAUGCGCGCUCGCAACGUCCGCCUGUAUCACGACCACCUGCUCAUCAAGGAGCCAGGCACGACGCAGCGCACGCCCUGGCACCAGGACCAGCCGUACUACAACAUCGAGGGAGCGGACACGGUGUCUAUGUGGAUCCCUGUUGACCCCGUGCCCGAGGAGGCGACGCUCGAGUUCAUUGCCGGCAGCCACAAGGGUCCGUGGCUGAUGCCCCGCACGUUUAUGGACAAGGAAGCCAAGUGGUUCCCCGAGGGGACCCUUGCCGACUUGCCGGACAUCGAGGCAGACCGUGCCGCGUUCCCGAUCCGCAAGUGGGCUCUCGAGCCCGGAGACAUGGUCUGCUUCCACAUGCUCACGCUGCAUGCGUCUGCUGGGACGACGACGCGCCGCCGCGCGUUCUCCAUCCGCUUCAUUGGCGACGACGUCACCCACGCUCCCCGUCGCUGGAAGACGUCGCCCGACUUCCCGGGCUUGAGUAACGAGCUGGCAGAGGGCGUGCCAAUGGACCACCCGAUGUUCCCCGUCGUGUGGACGAAGGACGGUGGACAGGUGGCCGGGCUUUAA
This is a messenger RNA of Cutaneotrichosporon cavernicola, 948 nucleotides long. RefSeq lists its product as uncharacterized. The record is from RefSeq and is a predicted model, not a curated record. The transcript has a single exon. The coding region runs from base 1 to 948 and encodes 315 amino acids. NCBI's taxonomy places the organism in Eukaryota, Fungi, Basidiomycota, Tremellomycetes, Trichosporonales, Trichosporonaceae.